AUGUCCCACUGCGCCGACAUAAGUCCGGACGAGCGUGACGCCCCGUACUCUGCGAGGCCAGAAGAGGGCUCGCCGCUGCAGGAUCCCAGAUGCACGACUGUCCAGACACGGUCGCGGGCGCAGAUCAUGGUGGCCCGCACGCCCAGCCGCCUGCCGUACUUUGCUGUGUGCAGCGUGGGCCUCCUCAUGGUCGCCGUCGGCGUCGCCGUCACCACCUACAAACUACACGCGGGUGACGCAAUCAUGGCCCUCUUCAACAGUUCGAUGGAGCUGCUUCGACGCGGAGUCAACGGAUCAGCGGGCGGGGGGAGUGGCCUCGACAACGUUAUGUCCGGAGCGAAUCCGACCUACCUGGCCAAGCACGAAAGAAAAGUCCUCGUGUCUCAAUCCACGUGCAGUAGUGACGUGUGCGUGUGGGCCGAAAACUACCUGCGCGGCCGGCUGAACUCGACCGUCAACCCGUGCACGGACUUCUACGCGCACGUGUGCUCACGGCACUGGGAGGCGGUCGACUUGGAGAUGCAGUCGAGGGCGUACAGAGAACGGGCCGCCGGCAUGAUGAUGGCGGACAUCGAGAGAUUCUUUCGGGACUACCUGAAGGAAAAUGAAGAGCGCUACCACAAGUACCCCGGCGUGUUCCUGCACCAGGCCAUCUCGCUGCUACCAAAGUGCGAGUCCGAAGAGAAGAACGACAAGAACUUCACGUCCCUCCGAAGCCUGCUGGCAGAGUAUAACCUCGGUGGCUGGCCGUACAAGAAGGCGCCCCGCGGUGCUAACAUCGUCACCGUCGCUGCUUUCCUGGGCCGAGAUCUUGGCGUCUUCCCGUUUGCCAGGGUGCUCCUCCGGAGACCUUUCGAGGACGACCGAGGCUACACCGUGCACAUCGAUGCACCUAGCCUGACGCUGAAGAGGUACAACCUAGCGUACCUCAAUGAACCGCCGGAGAACUUCACUCAGAAGGUGGCCAUCGCGUUGUCCCUCUUCGACCAAAAGCUAGACGUAAGUGAAGAAGCAGAAGCCAUUGUCCGUCUUGAGAAGAGACUACAAGGCAUUAUGGGUGCUCCGCACUUCACCGAGUUUCAAGACCGAACCAAGCGCGUUGGACAACUCGACCACACCGGAAAGUGGAACUGGAAAGAGUACUUCAGUAUACUCUCUCAGGACCUGGAGACCUUCCAAAAAGACAAGCCGGUGGCUGUUAUGAACAACGAGUACAUCAGCAAGCUUGCCCCCAUUAUCAACGAGACAGACACUGUGACCCUUCUCAACUAUAUUGGCUACCGCCUCGUCGUCCACCUGUCUCCACUUCUCGCCAGGGCGGCCAGUCCUCUGCUGCGCUUGAGUCACGACGACUACCUGGAAUUUGUACCAGAUCGACGUCAGGCUUGCAUGCACUUGCUGGAACGACUCUACAAGCACGGCAUGCGCUUCUUUGGCCGGAUGACCUUCAGCAAGACCAACUCGACGCUCCUCUUGAAGCACUACGACUACAGCCUGUCGGGUCUCGAAGUGCAGCUCAAGAGCAGCAUGACGGAUCGCCUUCUCUCUUCCUCCUCCUGGUUAGAUCGCUCCGCGAUUGGCAUAGGUGUCGACAAGAUCGAGAACAUGCGCUUGGUCGUCCUUGGCAGCACGGAUGACAUCAACACCAUCGCCAGCUAUUACAACUUCAAUGCGUCGCCGCUCGACCCAAGCCACCUGAUCGGGAGUUUCCGGGAACUGCAGGCAAGUACCAUGAACACCUACUGGGAGACCAAGCCUCCCAAGGACGACUUGGACGCCAGAUACGACCACACGGCCCUUUCGCCGGGACACGAGUACUUCUUCGGUCGUAACGUGCUCUUCAUUCCACACGCAAACAUUGCCUUCCUCAACGACAUCUCCAAAAGUGUUGAGCCGGUACUGUUCCCACUUGUCCUCGCUGAAAUCUUCCGAGGCAUGUUCGGGGCAGUGGACAGGCGCGGAGCCACAGUGGACCACAAUCUAGCAGUGGCCACUUGGUGGAACUCCGAUGAGAUGAGCAAGUUCUCGCAGCUGGAGCUCUGCUUCCAGGACCAGUACUACGUCGAGAUACGGGACCUCAUUGGGGACAACUUCGAGGCGAGGUUAAGGCUGGAAGAGAACAUCGCUGACAACGCCAUCAUCGGUCCGCUGCACGACAUGUACAUGAAGGUUCUCAUGUCCCAGGACGGCGCCGACAGGCUUAAGAUCUCCGUAGACGACCGUCAACUGGACAUGGAGCAGCUGUUCUUCGUCCUUUAUGCUGUGGGGCUAUGCGACAACACGAACCGCGAGGCCUGGAUGCGGACACUGAAGUUUGGCGACAUUCCCGGUCGGCUCCGAGUCAAUAUUCCGCUCAUGAACUUCGCGAAGUUCUCAUCUGCUUUCAGUUGCACUUCAGGAAUGCCCAUGAAUCCGGUGCGCAAGUGCACAAUCUGGUGA
Messenger RNA from Rhipicephalus sanguineus (brown dog tick), 2439 nucleotides. Its product is annotated as neprilysin-1. Gene Ontology annotation, molecular function: metalloendopeptidase activity. Gene Ontology annotation, cellular component: plasma membrane. The record is from RefSeq and is a predicted model, not a curated record. Gene Ontology annotation, biological process: protein processing. Lineage: Eukaryota; Metazoa; Arthropoda; Arachnida; Ixodida; Ixodidae. Bases 1 to 2439 code for a protein of 812 amino acids. The transcript has a single exon.